UCCUAGCUCGUCCAGCCAGCUCUUGUCCCCAUCCCCAAAUCGGAGCCAGCGCCGCCGGAAUCCUCCGCCGCCUGCCUCCCUCCUUCCGAGCGGUCGGAUCUUUUCCCCAUCACCGAGGCUUCUCGCCGUCGGAAUAUCAAUUUCGAGGUUGGCGUGGUAACUAGCGACAGAGGUCGCGGGCGAGCCGGUGACCGGGAGGCGGCGGAGGAGGAGGGAGGCGGAGGCAGGGCGUGCAUCGGCGGCGGCGUUACCGUCCUCCCCGGCCGGUGGCUAUUCUGCUAGGUUCAUACUACUACAUGGGAGGUUGAUGCGAAUUGAGGUGCUUCCACAUUGGAAGGGUUCCGACAAGAACAAGCUAGGUUCAUGCUACUACAUGGGAAGUUGAUGUGAUUUGCGACGUGUCCACAUCGGAAGGGUUCCAUUCCAACAAGAACAAGGUAAUGGCAACCGCCAGCACGUUCUUACCGCAAGACGUCCUAGCCAGCAUCUUGGUCCGCCUCCCGGGGAGCGACCUCCGGCGCCUCCGCCGCGUCUGCAAACAGUGGAGGGACAUCAUCUCCGACACCAAAUUCAUCCAUGCUCACAUGGUCCAGAAGCCACGGCUGCCCCCGACCCACACCAUUGUCUUCUUUCCGGGAUGCGACUAUGGCAGCUCCAAAGAUCUACCGAAUGGCAGGGGCUUCCUAUUCGACGAGCACUGGCAGCUCACGGCAGAGCUCGCAGUUGGCAGGUGGGAUAAGCUGAUAGGCACUUGCAACGGCCUGCUCUGCUUCCUGGAAUCUGGCCAGGGCUCCAUCAAAAUUGUAGAGCCAUUCACCGGCGAGUCGCUCGUGGUGCCACAACCACCAGAUGUGUCGGGGCCAAGGUGGACAGUCAACCCUGCAGCUUACUGCUUUGGUUUCGAUGCUAUGUCCAGGCGAUACAAGAUCGUACACCAUGGCUACCUCGAAGACAGCAGCCCACGAGAGGGAGAGUCCGUUGAUGAUGAAGAACUGCACGUGUACACGGUGGGGACAUGCAAGGGCUGGACGAGGGUGCACGUGGCCCACAAGGUAUACGGAGAGGCAUACGGCGACCCUUCGUGUGUGGAUGGGGCUGUGUACUGGCCCACGAGAAGUGGUCAUGGGAAGCGUGGCACAUACGAGAAGCUCGUGCGCUUUGAUCUGGCGACGGAGAAGGUCACACUGGAGGCGGCCGUGCGCUUGCGGCUGGAUGCCCCAGGGUCAGAGAUGGCAGACUACUGCAGGCUGGUGGACUCAACGCCUUGCGUGGUGACCUACGGCCGACACUGCGAGUGGGACGUGUGGUUUCCUGAAGCUGAAGAGGGAGGUGUCGGCUGCUUCCCAGGGGCAUGUGUAUUGUUGAGCGACUGGACUGACGGGGGACUGUACCUUCGCAGCAUGAAAAGGAGCCUGGAAUUUGGCCUGAGGAAAGUGCUCUUUGAGGCGAGCAACGGUGAGCCGCCUGCCUACAGCUACAAUGGUCGAGUGUCGUUCGUCCCAGCUCACCGUCGCCAGCAGCUCCCAAUAGCAGGAGGUCCACAGAGGCCGAGCGAACAGUAUUCUGGAAACACGUUUGGGUACACCCCCACAGUGUCCGCUGCUCCAUUAGCACUCUACUUGGGCACGCCUAGUCCUUAGCCGCCAUUGCUCCGACCAUUGCCCCAUGUUCCACUGCAAUGAACUACGGCAACAUUAUAUCAUGUCUAGGAACGUUCUGUGAUAACUACUAGGUUGAACUGCUAAAACAUGCUAACGGGCAUGCGUGUAGAGAUUCCGUUUUGUGAUAAUGGGAGAGUUAGGAAGCUCCGUGUGAGGCAAUCUGUGUUUGUAAAAGUAUUGUAGUUGUACCGUUAAAUAGUAUGUCUUAAGAUUAUAUUUGCUGUUUCAGGUAAGUAUUACCUGAUCAAGUGGAUGAGUGGGUGUUGUCGUGCUAGGUUUUGUUUAGGUGGAUCAUUUGGUUUGGCUGCAACAUAUGGAUGAGUACACCUGUUGUAUAUUUGGAGGAUUUGCACUUCCC
Messenger RNA from Lolium rigidum, 2019 nucleotides. RefSeq names its product F-box protein At3g07870-like. NCBI's taxonomy places the organism in Eukaryota, Viridiplantae, Streptophyta, Magnoliopsida, Poales, Poaceae. Gene Ontology annotation, molecular function: protein binding. Bases 441 to 1640 code for a protein of 399 amino acids. The record is from RefSeq and is a predicted model, not a curated record. The transcript is spliced from 3 exons.